This is a messenger RNA of Esox lucius (northern pike), 3124 nucleotides long. RefSeq names its product cyclin-dependent kinase 5, regulatory subunit 2a (p39) (gene cdk5r2a). The coding region runs from base 821 to 1783 and encodes 320 amino acids. Gene Ontology annotation, cellular component: cytoplasm; protein kinase 5 complex. The transcript is spliced from 2 exons. The record is from RefSeq and is a predicted model, not a curated record. NCBI's taxonomy places the organism in Eukaryota, Metazoa, Chordata, Actinopteri, Esociformes, Esocidae. Gene Ontology annotation, biological process: activation of protein kinase activity; positive regulation of cyclin-dependent protein serine/threonine kinase activity; brain development. Gene Ontology annotation, molecular function: protein kinase binding; cyclin-dependent protein serine/threonine kinase activator activity.
AGCAGAUAAAUGGAGUGAAAAGGGAAGCCGUCGUGUCCACCACCUCUUCUUACAGUCCCUCCCACUUAUCCGCCCACCUUCCUCUUCCCUCUCACUUAUCUCCCUCUCUCUCUUCUUUCACCCCCUUAUAUCACUCUUUUCCUCCCUUCCAUCACUCUUUCCAUCCUGUGAGGAAUCCUUAUACAUCUCUUUCUUACCCCCCUCUCACUCGCUUUCUUUCCCUCCCAUGAAUAUCCGCAGCCUAUUUUAACACACAACGAGCUGGGGAGAUGGAGGGUGUCACACACGCACACGCGCACGCACACACGCACGCAAACACACAGUUUAUUGGUCGAAUAAACUGUCGAUCCAAGCAUCAUCUUCUUUGGUUGGAUAGUUAGAGCUGUUGGUUAAUGUGUUUUGAUCCGCAGCAUCUAUCCCGCAGCACCGGCUCCUGCCCAUUGCAUCUACUUCGUGCGGCGCACUGGGUUGCGACAGAAGGAGUGGCACCGCGUGUGUACGCGUUAACGUAAGUGUGUGAUAGAAAGAGAGAGAUCGGGAGCGACUGUGUGUGUGCAAGAGGUAGAGUCAGAAAGAGAGAGUGAGAGAGAAAAUAGGGAGAGAGGUAGAGAGAAAAAAUAUGUGAGUGAAUCCUGCGCAUCUCGCUUGAAUCACAGAGUAUCACACACCUCUGGAUAUUUCUGAACGCUCCCGCGGUUAAACCGUCAAUGGAGCUGAGUGCCUGAGCUUUAAUUAAACCAACCGAACACACAAUCGAUACAGAACCGGGACACAGAGCUCUGGAAGCCCCGUGUUUUGGAAGGCGCCGCGCGCUGCAGACAUGGGUACGGUUUUGUCUCUGUCGCCGAGGUCGAGGAAAGCGGCGGGCGGUGUAUGUGUGGACGAGAAACCGGACCUUGCUACCGGCGGGAAAAAACAGGAAAAAAGCCUAAAGAAGCGACCCUCCGUGUUGUUCCAUGCUUUAACAUGGAAGCGGCUGGUCGCCGCAUCCACGAAGAAGAAGAAUGCCAAAAAGGUUAACCCAAAACCAGAAGGCAACCAAGCCAAACCUGACCCAUUGGUGGACCAGCUAAACACAGAUAACAUCAAAAAAUCACUACCGUCCAACGGAAUACUCGACCGAAAACCGACAGGCCCCAAACCCGGACCAAUUCCGGUGCCUGUUCCUACUGUUCCGGACCAGACCCGGAGGCAGGCUCAAAACGGACGCGCUGUAAUCUCCCCUCGGAGGGUGGUGGUGCAGGCGUCCACCGGCGAACUACUGAGAUGUCUCGCUGACUUCCUCUGCCGACGCUGCUACAAGCUCAAAGAACUUACUGCCAACGAGGUGAUCCUGUGGUUCCGGAACGUAGAUAGGGCUCUGUUGGUGCAGGGCUGGCAAGACCAGGGUUUCAUCACACCGGCAAACCUUGUCUUCGUCUACUUGCUCUGUCGAGAGGCUGUGGAAGAAGACACGGCAUCUGAAUACGAGCUCCAGGCGACCUUCCUUACCUGCCUGUACCUGGCCUACUCCUACAUGGGCAACGAGAUCUCAUAUCCACUCAAGCCCUUCCUGGUGGAGUCCAGCCGGGAGGCAUUCUGGGAGCGGGCCCUGGGCCUCAUUGACCGGAUGAGCAGGUCAAUGCUGAGGAUCAAUGCAGACCCCCACUACUUUACCGAAGUGUUCCAGGAUCUGAAGAACGAGGGAGGGUCAAAGGAGAAAGAAAAGGAGAAGGAGAAGGAAAGGGAGACGGAGAGAGAGAAGGAGAAGGACGGGAAACGGAUCAGUGAUUUGGAUCGUUAAGAGACGGAGAAGAGGAGAGAGAGCGAUAUGGGGAAUUGGUUUAGGAAACGUUCACGGACACCAGCCACGCACCCGCCGGUUGUUUGAGCGGGAUUGAAUGUAUACGGUUGGUGAACCGGACAGAGGCGCGAGGGGGAUUUUAUCAGGAACCGGAGUCGGGGGAAUCUGUUACUCGCCUCGCUUCACCUUGCCCGUUAACGAGUCGUGUCUUUCAAUGUGUUCAAUCAAAGCUCGGGGAAUCUAAGGGACACUAGGCCUACACGGGACUAUGGGGUUAACGGGAUAGCUAAAAUUAAGUUACCUGCAUGCUGUAUAAAAAGUAUUGAUUGUACGUUUAUUGUGGCUUUUGAGAAAUUGGUAGGCUAUUAUAAGGUGGACCAAAGUGAUAGCUUAUAGUGCGUCCGUGUUUUGGAGUAGCCUAAUAUUCGUUUCAUGAGAUGGAGGUUAUAAAGAGGAAUGUCUCGCGACACCGUGCACUCCAAGAUACUGGACUGUGUGCGCAAGAGUGAGGCCGACUGCCCCCGCUCAACUCUGAACGUUGAAUGUACUACUUUAUCACUCCAAACCAACGGAAUUCUUUACCGUGAACAUGCGCCAUCUGUUACUAUGGUAUAAAACGUUCUGUUUUAUAUAUUGUACAUUUAAAAAGAUCAGUAUAAAUCGUUACAAUCGCUCCCCGUGGCUCGCAGCAAUGUUUAUUUGAUAUGUGGUUAUUGUGCUCAAGAUCAUGCAGCAUGACAAAGUGUCAGUACACUUUAAUGGACAGCUUAACUAGACCCCAUCUUUAUGACUGACCCUAACCCUACCACCCUAGACAGGCCUAGUAGCCAAUAGCCUACAAUAGUAAGGCAACAGUCAACAGCCGGACGGACACUGAUUUCAGUGGUCUCCAUGUUCCCAGCUGUAAUAUAUAAUCUACCUGUAAAGGAUGAAGCAAACAUGACUACACCCAAAGUUCAGAUGAGAAGGUCUAUUAGUGGGCAUUUUCUUGAAGGAAAAAAAUUGAUUCGUGAUGGUAACUGCAGGUCGUCCAUUGAGCAAAGCAAUGCGCCUGGCAUUGUUGCUGUCCGUGGUUCUGUAACAGCGUGGUGCUGAAAGUGCGACGCAUGAGAACGAUUUUAUGGCCCGUAACCAAAGUUUAAAAAGUGAUAUUUUCAACAUUAUAAUAUAUUUUUUCAUCAUCAUAAUAAUUAAUAUCCACAUCAUCUCCCCUCCCCGCCAUCAUCAUGAACCCCUGCUCCUCCUCAUCUUCAUUCCUGCGCGUGUUACCAUUCUGUGAUGACUCAUCAGCUUAAGCGCAAAGAGAAGCCCCAGAAUUUGUGAAUAAAGAUACACGAACCA